CAAAGAGGAAACUUUACAAUGAGCGGAAGAGGCAAAACCGGCGGCAAGGCUCGCGCCAAGGCCAAGACCCGUUCAUCUCGUGCCGGACUCCAGUUCCCGGUCGGCCGCGUGCACAGGCUGCUGCGCAAAGGCAACUACGCCGAGCGCGUGGGCGCCGGCGCCCCCGUCUACCUGGCGGCCGUGCUGGAGUACCUGACCGCUGAGAUCCUCGAGCUGGCUGGAAACGCCGCCCGCGACAACAAGAAGACCCGCAUCAUCCCAAGACACCUGCAGCUGGCCGUCCGCAACGACGAGGAGCUCAACAAGCUGCUGGGCGGAGUCACCAUCGCUCAGGGCGGCGUGCUGCCCAACAUCCAGGCCGUGCUGCUGCCCAAGAAGGCCGACAAGCCGGCCAAGGCCAAGUAGACCCACAGCCCACCUCAAAACACACAAAGGCUCUUUUAAGAGCCACACACUCACAUCAGAAGAGACUUUCUGGCUACUUUAAUAGGAUGUCAGAAGUAUAAGCACAGCUCAGCCUACAAAAACUUUGAAAUACUUUAAAUGAGUCAAGCACCAGGAAUGAAUGGAAAUCUAAAAUGCUAUAAUCACCAUUUAAAGAUAAAAACAGUAUAAUUUUUGCCUGUUCUGUUUCAGCAGUUUACUGCAAUAGAUGCAGAUACACUUUAUUCUUGUAUGAACUGAAAGGGUUUUUAAAUGGAAAUCCUGACUUGGAUGGCUUCACCUCAUUACAAAUGAACUGCUGUUUUACUGUUUGUUCUGCC
Myripristis murdjan (pinecone soldierfish) is the source of this 764-nucleotide messenger RNA. RefSeq names its product histone H2A-like. Gene Ontology annotation, cellular component: nucleosome. NCBI's taxonomy places the organism in Eukaryota, Metazoa, Chordata, Actinopteri, Holocentriformes, Holocentridae. The record is from RefSeq and is a predicted model, not a curated record. The transcript has a single exon. Bases 19 to 405 code for a protein of 128 amino acids. Gene Ontology annotation, molecular function: protein heterodimerization activity; structural constituent of chromatin; DNA binding.